UCUCGCCUAGCGGAUGGGAGCAUUCGGAGUGCCGCGAGCUCGUUGAAACGUUGGACCAAAUUCCCUCCACAAGAAGAGUUAAGGUUGCAGCGCUUCCGGUCGAGUGCGCCCCGCGCGCGGAAGUUGGAUUGUUUUGGUUGGCCCGAAUGUUGUUGGGGUUUCUCUGUGUCCCCCUAAAAAUAGCCGCGCAAAGUGAGUGCUUGACAUUGGGUCCAGCGUGACGGCGGGAGAUUAUUACUGCCGGAGGUGAUAAUAGGCGCGAACGGAAAAAAGAGCACAAGAUCAAGGCUCUGGUUAUCAUGUGGAGCGGCUGGGGUUAGCCAGAAAUGGCAGCAAUGAUUCAAUUACUAUUGGAGUUCUAAUUGAGUGUGUAAACAGUGGAAAAUUAGUGGUCGACCAUCGUUCGCUGGCGGUGCAGCCGCCCUGGUGAGUGGUCAAGCACAAACGGUGUUUGGAAGUGGAAAAAAAAUCGAAUACAGCAGCGAUAAACAGUAUUAUUUGCCGAAAGUGUAACUUGGUGACCGAAUUGCCCAGCUCGUGUGGAAAGAUCGAAGAUUUUUUUUUGCAUUUGCAACGACGUAUAUUCCGUAUAUUCUACUGUGGAAGGCGAAGGUGAUUUUGGAAGAAACCGAUCAUAUGUCACACAAGACGUGAAGUGAGAGAUUCCGAAAUACAAGUUACAAGUAUUAAUUCACUGAAGGAGAAACAGAUAGAUAAUAAACAAAAAUACAACUCAUUGUUGUUGUAUUUAAACAGACAGCAACAGCAGCGGACGUUUGUGUAAAAUCGUUAGAAUCAAUUAUUCAACUCUUUAAGAGCUUUGGCGAAGCAGAAUAGAGCAGUUUUUGCUGUUAAAUAAAUCAGCAUCCACGAAACUUUCCGCUAGACAUUCUGAUACCUGGAAACAUGAAUCUUUGGAAUCUUCAUAAAUGAGUCUCAACCCGUGAGUCACGUGUAUUCGAACAGAUUGUCUAUCGUUCGUCGAAUCGUUUAUGUCUACACUUCGGGCGUACCGACAGCCCCCCAAGAGCGCCGCCAGCUCCUGAGCUGUACAUUCCAGUUGAGGUGGCGCGGAGCCAGGCCAGGUUAUAAUGAGGUGUAGAAUCGAGAAUUUGGUUCUUUUGCUCGUGAAGUUCGUUCCAGAAAUAACGUGAAUUGUGCCGCGCCGCAAUCCGACGAUCCAAAGAAUUGCUACGGGGUGAUAAAUUAUGGCCUCAAUUGGGUGCGAAGUAAGAGAAAAAAACAACCAUUGAGAUCUGAGCCGAGUGAAAGUGCAAAGGAUAAAGCUAAAAGUGUUGUAUUCUUUCCUUUGGGAACUCGUUGAAAAUAAUGAGCUCAUGCAGCUCGAGGCAAGCGAAACGAAAUGUGUUUUGGUGUGUGUUGUGUUUCAUUGGCUGUCUGGGGGCUGGUGUUUGGGAUGGUGGGUGGUGGCCAACCAAAUGGCCUUGCUGCACUGUCAGUGGUGCUUCAAUAGGGAAUGAGUCCAUCCGCGGCUUAUUGGCUAUCGUCGACAUCGUAUCUCCAGCCACUGGGUUCGAUAUACUGCUGGACGGCAAUCAUACCUUGGCGCAGGAGGUCAAUGGCAGUGCCUUCCAAAUUCACGAAACGAUGGCGCUAUCCAAGCGGGGCCAGUGUCGAUGCUGGAAUUCGACGGAUGAAUUUCUGGACGAGGUCCAAUGCCGAUGCGAGGGUGACUCGAUAGUGAGGAUUCCUCAGAAGUUGACGAUGAUGCAAAAAUUCACACUCGAGAGAGUGGGUAUCAAGCGAUUAAAGGAGAAUGCACUGUCGGUCUAUGCUGCCGAACUGCAGGAUUUAUUUUUCAUGUAUCUUAAAGACUUCCACCACAUCGAGGGACGAGCCUUCGCCAAGCUGCGGAAUCUCCGGACACUGUACAUAGCUCACGCACCCAAACUUCAUUUCCUCGAAACAAACGUAUUUGAGGGUAUUUCUCCGAAAUUGAAAACAUUGCGCAUAAUCCACUGUGGGCUGCUGGCGGUACCGGAUAUGCGAAUGCUCUCGGUUCACAUCAUUCUGCACAUGGUAGAUUUAGACGGCAAUCAGAUCCAGGAGAUUCACGAGAAGGCGUUGCAAAUUAAGACUGAUGAAUUAAUUUUAGAUAAUAAUGCCCUCACCAACAUUCAUGGUGCUGCGUUCUUUGGCUCUGAGGUAGCAAAACUAAGCCUGAAAAUGAACGUUAAGUUGAAAAGUAUACACCAAUCAGCUUUCGUUGGAAUUAGAAACAUCCGAGAACUCGAUCUCUCCGGGACAGCCAUCGAAGCCAUGCCAACCGAGGGUUUGAGUGAUCUGGAAGUGCUUCGCAUUCAGAACACACACUCGUUCAAAACGAUUCCAUCGGUUUACAACUUCAGGAAUCUACAAAUCGCUUUCCUCACCCACUCGUUCCACUGCUGUGCGUUCAAGUUUCCCGCCCGUCACGACCCGGACGGGCACGAGCAAAAUCUGCGACGCUUCCACGAGGCCCAGAAGAAGUGCAUUGCCAAUGGGUAUUCGACUCCGCACGUUAGGCUUGCCGGGUUGGAAAUAAUAGAUGGAGCAAAACCAAUGGAAAAACUUAAAGACGGAAUGGAAGCUCUGAAACGCAAAAGACGCCACACUCCAGCGGUCGACGAAGCGAAUGGUUUUGGAUGGUUGCGCGUUCCGCCCAGGAACACGUUGAAAGGAGUUAAAGGAGAUGAACCACACGAAGCUGACGAUGUCUUGAUUAGUUCAGUCAACAGUGCGUACGCGAUGAGCGACGGAUUCCUUCAACCGAUCACCGGACUGCCCAUUGAUGAGUCGAUAAUCCGGGAAGAUGUAUCCGAUCUGUACACGGAAAAUCCUCUGCCGGGUGUGUUCCACGAAACGGAGAUACAACCCGCUUCGAUGGAGGCGCUGUGUGGAAAUCUCACACCCACAAUUUUCGAUGUUAAGUGUUAUCCGAUGCCUGACGCGCUGAAUCCGUGCGAGGAUGUAAUGGGCUCCCACUGGCUGAGAGGUUCCGUUUGGGUGGUUGUGCUGCUGGCGGUGUUCGGUAAUGUUGCGGUGCUGGUCGUGUUAUUCUCCAACAGGACCGACUUAUCCGUUCCAAAGUUCCUGAUAUGCCAUCUGGCGUUCGCCGAUUUGUGCAUGGGCCUCUACCUACUGCUGAUUGCAGCCAUCGAUGCCCACUCGAUGGGCGAGUACUUCAAUUUUGCUUUCGACUGGCAGUAUGGUUCCGGUUGCAAGGUCGCGGGUUUCCUCACAGUCUUCGCCGGCCAUCUCUCGAUUUUCACGUUGACAAUCGUAACUCUGGAGCGCUGGUUCACUAUCACCCACGCAAUUUAUUUGAACAAACGUAUCAAACUGUCGGCGGCCACAUACAUCAUGAUCGCCGGAUGGAUUUAUUCCAUCGUGAUGGCAUCGCUGCCCCUGUUUGGGAUCAGUAAUUAUUCUUCGACCAGUAUUUGCCUGCCAAUGGAAGCACGCGACAGUUGGGACAUUGCGUACCUGCUGACCGUGCUGGGAAUUAACGGGCUGGCCUUCGUCAUAAUUGUGAUUUGCUACGCCCAGAUCUAUCUGUCGCUGGGGAAGGAAACGCGCCACGCUGCCCGGACGGCACACAGCGGGGAAAUGACCGUUGCCAAGAAGAUGUCGCUGCUGGUGUUCACAAACUUUGCCUGCUGGGCGCCGAUAGCUUUCUUCGCCCUAACUGCCAUUGCCGGAUAUCCGCUGAUAGACGUGACCAAGUCUAAGAUUCUGCUGGUGUUCUUCUACCCGCUGAAUUCAUGCGCCAACCCGUAUCUGUACGCCAUAAUGACGGUGCAGUACCGGAAGGACCUCUUUAUGCUGCUUUCGAAUUACGGAUUUUGCACACAACGUGCGCAGCAGUACAAAAUGACAUACUCGAUGCCAACGAAUACGAUUCAGCUAGCAACCACACGGGGAUCGUUGACCACCGCCGGGAACAGCGGCAAUGCAAAUGGGACCACAACAGUUACCUGCACCGCGGGGAAUCCCACCGUCCCCAAUAGUACCAACUCGAAUGGAAAUCUCAACCGAGAGGGGGUGCCAACUGCCAGCAUCACUGGGUUGGGAAAGACCGCAGAGAAGGAGGAAAGCGAAACUUUCCUAUAAAAACGGGAACUUUGCUAUAAAACACAAAUCAAAGCGUUUGUACAAUCCAAUCCCGUGACACCCACGCGGCGAGACGAAAAUGAACUCGUCGCGAAAUAUUCAUUCCCAAUCUGAAUGUGAUACUCGAAUCUCAAUGUAAAAGUGUGUUAUUUUUAUGUCUUGGCUGUUUUCUAUGAUGAAGAUGAAACAUAUUAGCAUGCCUGCGCGGGCUUUAUUCCGCCUUCGCUUCAAGCUGCUUCAAGGGCCGCGUGUAAUGGAGCGAAGAAGGGAUUACAGACAAAUCCAAGUUUUAUGUGCAUGAAUAAAAGGAAAGAAGU
Molecule: messenger RNA, 4430 nt
Organism: Toxorhynchites rutilus septentrionalis
Lineage: Eukaryota; Metazoa; Arthropoda; Insecta; Diptera; Culicidae
Gene: Lgr1
Product: lutropin-choriogonadotropic hormone receptor
Exons: 15
Coding region: 1330-4113 (927 amino acids)
Biological process (GO): G protein-coupled receptor signaling pathway
Cellular component (GO): membrane
Molecular function (GO): protein binding; protein-hormone receptor activity; G protein-coupled receptor activity
Source: RefSeq, a predicted model, not a curated record